This is a messenger RNA of Clonostachys byssicola, 1473 nucleotides long. NCBI's taxonomy places the organism in Eukaryota, Fungi, Ascomycota, Sordariomycetes, Hypocreales, Bionectriaceae. The record is from the annotation of a GenBank genome assembly.
AUGGAUCCCUUCACAGCCCAAGGAUCAGGUUCAGUACUCCUCUACAAGGUUCCUAUGGAAGUCUUGCACAGGAUACUCUCUCACUUGAUCAAACCAUGGGGCUCGCCUGAAAACCUCAACAUUCUUCUCAUCUCGAAGCAUAUGUACGAUGUCGCUCUUCCUCUCACCGUGAAGAUAUUCGAGAACCCUCUUGGCCUCGAGUAUGACGACUCCGAACCAGAGGUUCAAGUGGCAAGAUACCAAAGACGUAACGCCCGACUUCUACGCUACGUGCUAAUCAAAAAGCCCGAACUUGCGCAGCAUGUUCAGCACAUUGAUAUGAAAGCAUUGCGAGUUGAGGAAUUGACUCCGACUUCAUUUGGCGAGCACAGCGAGGCCGACUUGACAUUUUACGCGAACUACUUGGUGCAUAAGCUAAAGCUGGUCAUUCCAUAUGUUUCGGCAGCUGAAUGGAUCGAUAGUCUUGGAAAAGGCUGUAGCGACGCCCAUUUUGCGUUUAUGGCCGCUUCCCUCACCGAAGUUUGCACGGUAGCCUACGAUACCGCCAGCAAUGACCGAGACGCUGAUGCACAGCGAGCUCGCGAGAUAUCUGAAACCCAGGCCUUCGCGCGUGACUUUCACACCCCUUUGCUCCCUCUAUUCUACGUUGGCUUUUGGAACAAUGGAAAUUCACCUCGCGAUCUAUGGCACUUUAGACCCGACAGUGUCUGGCAUGCAAUGUUCGCGCGUACCGAACUUCGGUCUAUCGUGAAGAACCGCAUAAUAGGAGGUACUUCGAUGGCACGGAGAUUUGAAAGGUUACCGCCAAGAGCUUCGCCCGUCGAGAAGAUCAGCCUGUCCCAUUCAUGUAUCUCCAACGAUAUGCUGCAAGCCUUGCUGAACGCGUGCAGGGCUGUUAAAGAAUUCACGUUCGAGUCGGACGGGCGUAUCCCAGGCGAGGACGACAUCACCCCAGAGGUUUGUCCGAGAGAUUUUAUCCAAGCCAUGUUGCCUCACGCAGGCACUCUGAAAUACCUCUGUGCCACUUUCGUUCGCCACCAAGAUUUGGACAUGGACGACAUCAAGGCCGGAAAGUCCUUUUUUGGCCGACAGCUUGCCGAGAUGACGGCGCUCACCAAACUUGUUGCGGACAUGGAAUCAGUCACCGGCGUAAGCCUGAGGAAUCUGAAGAAUUGGUCCAAGGUGGUGAAUCCUCCCAAUGGACUGCCCGAGCUGGAUGAUAUCCCAAGUCUGGCGGAAUGCCUUCCAGCGUCCCUCGAGUACCUCGAACUCCGCAACUGCACUCUGAUGGUUGGAGACCUCAUGCAGGAGUUUGUGCAGAAUAUUGGCCCCGGCAAACAGUGUGAGAAGCUGAACCAUCUUCGUUUGCUCUUCAACUUUUACGAUUUGGGAGACAAGGACCAUCUUGAGUUGUGGAUGAGUGUCAGCCUCCCUUUGAAAUUGGACAUUGCGUACAUCCUGCCUGCGAGCUAG